CCUGGCCGGCCCAACGUCGGGCACUUCUAAUAGUGCUGACUGGAAAUGGGAACUAACGUGCUCAUGUAUAAAUAAAUAAAAUAGUGCUUUUCGAAGGACCACGGUUCUGCAAAAUGCAUGGGGGAGGUGGUUUCGCAAAGCAAAAGCGCUUUAAGUUGUGUACCUAUGCGUCCCCGCAGAAGCAAGCAAUAUAACAGAAAAGAUAGAAAUAAAUAUUAAGAGUUUAUUCUAAUUUCUGCAUGCUCAUAUGCAAAUACUAUUGUGAUUAGGAGAUGAAGGUAGGUAGUCCAUUGAUCUUGGAAGUUUGAGAAACAGCUGUGAUGAAGGGUAUCGUAAUGAAACUAUAUUAAGCAGACUCAUAUUUUUAAAAUGUUCAUUUUUGUGUAUUUGGGUGGGUUUUCUUCCUUAGACCAAAGAAGAAAGAAUAGUUGUCCUGGAAACUGAAAAUGCUGUUCUUCAUCUAAAACUUGCAGAGUAUCAAGGGUUGGCUGGAAGAAGCACUAAUGAAGUAUUGCAGCUCUAUGCUGCUCAUGGCCAACAGAUGAAAUUGCAGAGGAGUUCUGCUGUAACCCAGCUGCAUGGAGCAAUAAAGAGUCUUAAGCAAGACCUGAAGAGCCUUCGUUCGUUUGCUCUUGCGCUUUCAAAAGACUUUCAACGUCAAAGCAAGACUUGUCUUUACCAAGUUCUGGCAGCAGUCCAGGGGAUACAGCUGCAGAAUGAAGCAAUGCGAUUGUUUCAGAUAAAAGCUUUUGAUCUUGAGCAGUCUCUACAAGAGGUUACAGAGAGAUAUGAGAAAGAAAAGCAGAAAAGAAAGGCUCUACAUAACAACUUAAUUGAACUGAGAGGAAACAUCAGAGUCCACUGCAGGAUUCGACCAUUGCUACCUUUUGAUGAUGCUGUUGGACAUUCAGUAUCACAAGACAGGCGAAGAAACUUUUCAGAAAAAGCAGCAUAUGCAGCUGAUGAUGAAACAGUCCUUGUGAAGUGUAGCCGUCCUGGUCAUGCCUCAGUAAACAAGACUUUUCAGUUUGAGAGAGUUUACAAUGAUUUGGAGUCUCAAGAUGCAGUAUUUGCAGAUGUGGCCCCUUUGUUAACAUCUCUCCUGGAUGGGUACAAUGUGUGUAUCAUGGCUUAUGGGCAAACUGGAAGUGGGAAGACAUACACAAUGUUGGGACCACAGUUAGAGGGGAAUUUAUCAUUCUCCCUAGAAGAAGAAUCAGAACUUGGAAUUAUUCCUCGAGCUACCCAAGAAGUGUUCAGACUUAUUUCAGAAAAGCCACCAGGAAGUUACUGGGUCGAGGUUUCUGUUGUAGAAGUGUAUAAUAAUGAAAUUUUUGACCUUCUGGCCAAAGACGGUUAUGGAAAAGUGUUUGGCAUCAAGCGUGAUGUUGUCACAACCAGAGAAGGGAAGAGCGAUGUGCCAUUGCUGACGCACGAGACUGUUGAAAAUGCAUCUGAAUUUUUGCAUCUAGUCAACAAAGGCCUACAGCUGAGAGUCACACACCCAACACUGGUGCACGCUCAUUCCUCUCGUUCUCAUCUGGUAGUGACACUGACCAUAACCACAGUUGUCUUUGGAGAUAACUUUGGUACUUCAUGGGAAGAUGAACAAAGCAGUCAGAGACUAAAUAAAGAGGCUUCCUGCACCUUUCCACAAAAAAUGAGAGACAAUAAAUCCACCUCUUCUUCCAGAGCCUCUUCACCAGUGCAACUUGAAGCAACUGAGAAAAUGAAACAAGUCAAAACAAGACUGCAGCUGGUGGACCUGGCUGGGAGUGAGUGUGUUGGUAUGUCUGGAGUGACAGGGGCAGCACUGAGAGAGACCUCCUUUAUUAACCGCAGCCUGUCCGCCCUGGCUGAUGUUCUGGGAGCAAUAGCAGAGCAGCGAGCUCACGUCCCAUAUCGGAACAGCAAACUUACACACCUGCUUCAGGACUCUGUAGGAGGUGAUGCUAAACUGUUGGUGAUGCUGUGCAUCUCUCCUGGCCAAAAGUACCUAACAGAAACGAUGCAGUCUCUGGGAUUUGGAACUCGUGCUCGGCAAGUUCAGAGAGGACAAGUCAAGAAAACUUUCCCAGUGCCGAGUAAAGGAAAAUAAAACCUUAGACUCUUCUGGAUUUAAAUAUCAUUAAUGAGUUCCUCAGACUGAAAUGUAUAUUGUUGGCCUUAGGCCAUUCUUUUAGAUGUCAACUGCCAGAUAAAAGAAACAAUCCUCAACACAGCAUUAGUAAGCAAUAAACCUGCUAAUGAUAU
Molecule: messenger RNA, 2253 nt
Organism: Ficedula albicollis (Collared flycatcher)
Lineage: Eukaryota; Metazoa; Chordata; Aves; Passeriformes; Muscicapidae
Gene: KIF25
Product: kinesin family member 25
Biological process (GO): microtubule-based movement
Molecular function (GO): microtubule motor activity; microtubule binding; ATP binding
Source: RefSeq, a predicted model, not a curated record